This is a messenger RNA of Cotesia congregata, 249 nucleotides long. Lineage: Eukaryota; Metazoa; Arthropoda; Insecta; Hymenoptera; Braconidae. The record is from the annotation of a GenBank genome assembly.
AUGAAUGUGACAAAACAGUUUUGUGUUGUUAAGUUCCGUGAAAUGCUUUUUUUGGAAACAGAAGAAUAUCAAAUAGUACCAUCUACAUGGAUUUUAGCGGGUUCAAAGGAAGAUGCUAUGAUAGCCUUUCCAUUAAUGAACAAAACAAAACUCUCAGAUACAGUGCAAAAGAAGGAACCACCUCGUGAAAAAUGGCUAUCUUUUCCUGCUAGUAUCGAAUUUGAAACUGGUGAGCAUUGUACCACAUAA